CCCAUCAACGCUGUCCCCGCCUGAGUCCGCGUCCAGGGGAUCCGCAGGCGCCGUACCCUGGUUCCACGCGCCGGGGCCGCCCCUCGCCCGGCCUCCCGCAGGCCCACCCCUCGCCAGGCCCAGGCCCAUCCCCGGGAUGUUCGCUGGAAAUCGUGGACGUGACUGGGAGGAGCCUGCCCGCCCCGGCUCGCUGCGCCGCGCGCACAGGGCCCGCGCCAGCGACCAUGGCGGAGCCCACAGUGUGCUCCUUCCUCACCAAGGUGCUGUGCGCCCACGGCGGCCGCAUGUUCCUGAAGGACCUGCGCGGCCACGUGGAGCUGUCGGAGGCCAGGCUCCGGGACGUGCUGCAGCGCGCCGGGCCCGAGCGUUUCCUGCUGCAGGAGGUGGAGACGCAGGAGGGCCUCGGGGACGCGGAGGCCGAGGCGGCGGCCGGCGCGGUGGGCGGUGGCGGCACCUCCGCCUGGAGGGUGGUGGCCGUGUCCUCUGUGCGCCUCUGCGCCCGCUACCAGCGCGGCGAGUGCCAGGCCUGCGACCAGCUGCACUUCUGCCGCCGGCACAUGCUGGGCAAGUGCCCCAACCGGGACUGCUGGUCUACCUGCACCCUUUCCCAUGAUAUCCACACACCUGUCAACAUGCAGGUCCUGAAAAGCCAUGGACUUUUUGGUCUCAAUGAAAACCAGCUUCGGAUCCUGCUUUUGCAGAAUGACCCCUGUCUUUUACCAGAGGUCUGUUUGCUCUACAACAAAGGGGAAGCCCUCUAUGGCUACUGCAACCUCAAGGAUAAAUGUAACAAGUUUCAUGUGUGCAAAUCCUUUGUGAAAGGAGAAUGCAAACUUCAGGCCUGCAAACGGUCCCAUCAGCUUAUCCAUGCUGCAUCUUUGAAGCUGCUACAGGACCAAGGACUGAAUAUUCCAAGUGUUGUUAAUUUUCAGAUAAUCUCCACCUACAAGCAUAUGAAGCUGCACAAGAUGCUUGAAAAUACAGACAAUUCAUCACCUUCGACUGAGCAUUCACAAGGCCUUGAGAAGCAAGGAGUGCACGCAGCUGGAGCUGCAGAAGCUGGUCCUCUGGCUUCUGUCCCUGCUCAGUCGGCCAAGAAGCCCUGCCCAGGUAAACCUUAAAGGGGGUCAGUGAACUAAGAAGCAGCUUGUCCAGCUUGGAAGAUCUGAAAACAAGCCUUCUGUUUAGCUUUAAUUUGUAACCAUUCAUUCAUUUAAUGAUAGAUUUGUAAUGGUCAUAAUAAUAUCUACCUCACAGUGUGUUGUGAGAAGUAAAGAAGAUGGAAAAGGAGAAAAUGUCCUUUUGGAAGAAUACAUUUGGGCAUGGGUGGUUGGGGAUGGGGUGGGACAUUGAACAGGCAAAGAGAGGCUAAAACUGAGUGCAGAUGGGGCUAGUCCAGGGCAAGUGCUGAAGAUGGCAGCUGCUAUCUGCAGCUCCUAGGUGCUUUCCUCAGGCUGGGUAGAUGGAGCUCUGCUGACUUCUGUGGUCCACCAUUGUUUUUCUAUCAAUUUAUAUUGUGGCAAUCCUAGAGUACUUUGCACUCAUUUUUUUUUUCACCUAACAUUGUCUCAUAAGCAUCUUUCCAUAUUUGUUCACAUGGUACAUAAUCAUGUUUUUGCACAGAUACAUUAAUAUAUCAUAGUUUGUUUAACUACUUGCCUUUUUCUAACAAUUUUUUUUUUUUGAGAUGGUCUUGCUCUGUUGCCCAGGCUGGAGUGCAGUGACGUGAUCUCAGCUCACUGCAGCCUUGACUUCCUGGGCUCAAGUGAUCAUCCCACCUCAGCCUCCUGAGUAGCUGGGACUACAGGUAUGCACCACGACCAGCUAAUUUUUUGUAUUUUUUUUUUAUAGAGAGGGUAUUUUGCCAUGUUGCCCAGGCUAGUCUUGAACUCCUGGGCUCAAGCGAUCUGCCUGCUUCAGCCUCCCAGAGUGCUAGGAUUACAGGCAUGAGCCACUGCACCCAGCCUCUAACAAAUUUUGAAUAUAACUCCUGUCUUAAAAUCUGCAGAAUAUUGAAUUUUUCCAGCUAUUUUUUACUUUUGCUUAGCUUAUAGAUGCUAAAGGAUACUGUCAUUUGCAUUUUUUAAAAUAUAUGUAUGAGUGAAUAGUUUUCUGGUGUCUGCUUUCUGAUUGUUCUUAUUUUUUCAUUUUAUAUUUGGCCUUUUAUUAAUGGGGCCCUCAUCUGUGCUGAUGUAGGACAACCUUUAACGAGGCCUCACAAUUUUCAUGAAAGGACCUCAGCAAUACUGUGCUUGGAUGAUAUUCAAUUUUUGUAGGUCCAUCCUCAGCCAAUAGUACAGAGUAUAUAAACUUUGGGUUCUCUCCAGAGACUUCUACCUCACUCUGUCUACUCUUUUUUUUUUUUUUUGGAGACGGAGUUUCACUCUCGUUGCCCAGGCCGGAGUGCAAUGGCGCGAUCUCAUCUCACCAUAACCUCUGCCUCCUGGGUUCAAGUGAUUCUCCUGCCUCAGCCUCCCAAGUAGCUGAGAUUACAGGCAUGAGCCACCACGCCCAGUUAAUUAUGUAUUUUUAGUAGAGACGGGGUUUCACCAUGUUGGCCAGGCUGGUCUCGAACUCCUGACCUCACGUGAUCUGCCUGCCUCGGCCUCCCAAACUGCUGGGAUUACAGGUGUGAGACUCUGUCUACUCUUCAUCUCUUGCUGAACUUUCACCAAAGCCCAGUCACAAUAGUUUGAAGGAUGAGCAUUAUAUCCACUCCUUUAAAUUGUAUCCAUUCUUCCUGUGGCUCAGGAUGGACCAUCAGAAGUCUGUAUACCUCACCCACUUCAUGUUCCCUUUCCCCUUUCUCCCUUCUCCCUUCCUCCCUGCUCUCCACCUACCCAGCUGUGUUCUUUGAGUUACAUUUCAAUAUUUUGUGGUUUAUUUUCAUCAAGGGGUACCACAAGAAGCAGCUUUAUGCAAUUAAUUUUUCUGUUCUGUUUAUUGUAGUCAUCCUCAAAUGUCACUGUGUAAAGUGUUGUUGUUUUUUUUAAAUUCAACUGUCCUGCAGUAACAUAACAUUUGAGAAACAGAGACAAUGUAAUAAGUUUUCAUAAAGCUAAAUUAAUGUAGAGAAAUUUUUAUCAUGAAAUGCUAUCUUUUCAAUUGAAGGAAAAAGCAAAAAUGUCCUUUUUAAAGUGAGAAAUGGCUGUGUUUUCUCCUAAUGGAUAAUAAGAGUCAUGCCACUUGUGUUGAGCUUUUUACUUUCAUUGUUAACGAUAUUUCUGAAAGCCCUUAUGCUCUGCAUAUUUUUCUUUUUUUCUAGUCCAGAUUUCUCCUGGUGAUAAUUAAAAAAAAAUUUUACAUUUAAUUAUUACUAUUAUUUACACUUACCAUUUUACUAUGUAUAUUUUUGUAGUAAGCUAUCUUAAAUCUUUAAUGGAAACAGUGUAGGGUAUAAAUGCAUUUCCUUUACAUUGAGAGACUUGCUGGACCUUUACUUGUUUAUGUUCUGUUUUUAUAUCUUAUCAUUAUGCCUUUAUACGUGAUGUUAUUGGUCCUCUGUCAUCUUUGUUGCAGUAUUUUAUUCAAUUCUAUAAUAGUCUACUUUAAUCUUAGUUUUGUUGGUAUUCAUUCUGUGAAAUAUUUUAUAUAACCAUGCCUUUCUCUGAUUUUCACUCAUGAUUAAGCUGUUAGAAAGUUAUCGCAUUAUAGUUGGAAAAGAGUUUUCUUUGGUAAUUUAUCGGGGUUUUUGAUGUCAAGUCGCAUGUCUAUAGACUCUACAAAUUCAGCGUAUUCUAAAUUGAAUUAUGAAUUUUCCUUUAGUCUUGUUCCUGCUUUUAUUUCCUUAUUUUUGAAUGUCACCACUAUCUACCUAAUGACCUAGACAAAAAGCUGUAAAUUGUCCUAUACUUUUUUUUCUCCUUGUUCCUUUUGUUAAAUUGGUUACCCAGUGUUGGAGAGUUUCUUCCCCUCAAAAACCUUUCAAAUAUUUAUCCUUCUCUGCCCCUUUCUUUCCACCUUGUACAUACUGCCUUGUUUCAAACCCUCAUCACCUUCCUGCAUAUAUCCUACAGAUGCAUAAACUCCGUGGUUUUCAAGUCAUCUGUUAUGGGAGUUUUUGGUAAAAGGUGCCCUGUUCCCACUGCAGUGAUGGUAGCCCUGUUUUAAUCUUUAAUAGAAUAAGCUUUUGUGGAUUUCACUGGUCUCCUUACCACUCUUCACUUCUCCUGCCUUCCAUCUGGCUGCCUGACGUUUUCAAAGCAAACCUAAUCAUACGGCUUUUUUCCUGCUGAAACCUUCCUUGGUCCUCAUCAUGUAGGGUGGCAUUUGUAAACUCAGACGCCUGCAGGGACUAGAAAGGUGAGUUAAAUGGAUGAAGUGAACUGGAUGCAAGAGAAAUGGGAGAAGGGAGAAGUGCUGUGGCAAACUGUCCCAUCUAAAAGGGACGCCUGCCUCUUGUAUCCACGUGGGAAUGUGGGCCCACUUUGUCAUAUUGCCCAGGUUUUUAAAAAGAAGCCAGAAAUUCAGAUUGUUAUGAGAAAUGUUCUGAUUGAAUAUUUACUUUAGUUGAGUUUUUAAAAUGCAGACCAACAUUGUAUGUACUUGACCUACUUGGAAUUUCUGGAAUGUGCUAUUUUGUCUUGUGAUUCUCUGUAAAUGAUAUUUCCUGGUUUUUUUUUUUUUUCUUUUUUCUUUUUUCCUUUGAGAUGGAGUCUCUGUCGCCCAGGCUGGAGUGCAGUGGCAUGAUCUCAGCUCACUGCAACCUCCGUCUCCCAGGUUCAAGUGAUUCUCCUGCCUCAGCCUCCCGAGUAGCUGGGAUUAUAGGCAUGCACCACCAUGCCUGGCUAAUUUUUGUAUUUUUAGUAGAGAUGGGGUUUCACCAUGUUGGCCAGGCUGGUCUUGAACUCCUCACCUCGAGUGAUCCACCCACCUCGCCCUCCCAAAGUGCUUGUAUUAUAGGCGUGAGCCACUGCACUCAGCCUGAUGUUCCCUCUUUUAUAAGUGCCAUUCCUUCUUCCUUCUUCCUACCUCACAACCUAGCAAAAUUGGAUUCUUCAAAAUGCCAGGUUGGCCUUUCUUGACUCCAAAAGAGAUGACUCUUGUAGCAUUCUUACAGGCCUAACAUAGCACUUACUUUAUGUUGCAAUGCUGUGUGUUUUUACUCGCUAGCUCUGAGCAAAACAUUAUUUAUUGUUGGUAAUUGUAACACUUGGUAGUGAAGACAUAUUUUUUGCCAUAUAAUGGAUUAUACUUUGUAUUUGAAUCCAUGUGAAUCAGUAGCAUAUUGGUCUUCAUUGUUUUUUCUCCUUCUCUGACGUUUUUUUGAGACAGGGUCUCACUCUGUUGCCCAGGCUGGAGUGCAGGGCACAAUUACAGCUCCCUGCAGCCUUGAUUUCUCAGGCUCAAGCCAUCCUCUUGCCUCAGCUUCCCUAGUAGCUGGGAGUAUAGGUGCAUGCCACCAUACUCAGCUAAUUUUUUUAGGUUUUUAGUAGAGACAAGGUCUCACUAUGUUGCCCAGGCUGGUCUUGAACUCCUAAGCUCAGGCAGUCCUCCCGCCUUGGCCUCUGAAUGUGCUGGGAUUACAGGCAUGAGCCGCUAUGCCUAACCAUAUUUUUUCCAAUAUUAAAAAAUCUUUUUUCCCCCUAAGGAUUGUGUUAUAUAAGGUCAACAUGUUUUUAGUGCUUCAAUUUGACUUGUCUACAUCUAAAGUUAACUCUUUAAGGCUUACAUUGAUGAUAAUAAUUCUUUCCAUCGAGGGAUUUAGUCUCCAUUAUUGUCAUGUUUCUUGAUUUUUUUCAUUAUACUUGGUUCUUCUUUUUGUCUAGGUUUUAUAUAUACCUCAAUUAAUUCUUUCUUGGCUGUUUUAUAUCUAUGUUGCUGUCAGCAUGGGAAUCUCUUAUUAUUAGAAAGCUAUUAACUUUUAAAAUAUGUAUCUUUUGGUGAUUUUCUUUGUUCUAACAGUUUUAGAUGGCCUGUUUGCUUUUUCUAAAUAUAAAAUCAUAGGUAUUUCUAUUUUGUUUUUGUGUUUCAUAAAAUUGUAAUAAGUUUUUUUGAUAUUUUUUCAUUACAUAUGAAGUUAAUUGUUGGUUUUAAACAAAUGUUCUUUGUUAGGAUAACAGAAAUAACAUCUUCUAUUCUUGUUUGUUGGAAGCUAAAAGCUUGAUAAAAGGAAUUGGUAUCUUUUGAUACAAUCAAAUUUUUAUCACUUAAAUUGCCUAAUAUGAUUACAAUAAGGGUUUUUGUAAUAUUAAAACAUCCUUAAAUUCCUGAGAUAAAACUCUACCUGGUUAUAGUAUAUGUUCUUUUAAUGUAUUAUCUUUCCUAUUUGCUGUACAUCUAUACAUUCAUAAAUAAAAUUCAUUUAUAUUUUA
Messenger RNA from Gorilla gorilla gorilla (western lowland gorilla), 6314 nucleotides. It is a transcript of the gene ZC3HAV1L, whose product is annotated as ZC3HAV1 like. Bases 225 to 1121 code for a protein of 298 amino acids. The record is from RefSeq and is a predicted model, not a curated record. NCBI's taxonomy places the organism in Eukaryota, Metazoa, Chordata, Mammalia, Primates, Hominidae. The transcript is spliced from 4 exons.